AUGGUGGACGUGAGGGAAGGGUUCUGGAUCCGGAGGGUAGCUUUCCCAGACGCGGUGGUGCGAUCAAGAUCAAGGCGUGAGCAGAGCUUGGUGUUCACCACCGACAACAAGGAGAACAUCCCCCCAUCGAUGGUGGUGACAGCCCGACACCGUGUCGGGAGAAGGAAGAGUCCUCUACCGAGUUGGUACCCUAGGACACCUCUCCGUGACGUUACGGUGGUCGUCAAUGCCUUGGAGAAGAGAAGGAUGCGUGCGACUGCAGCGAGGGUCAAGCGGAGGAACAGAAACCGUGAAAUGAAAGAGCCGGAUCAGACAUCACUCGGUGAAGCCCUCUCAUCCGAUAUUUCUGAUGCCUUGUGUGUUUCUCCAAUCGGACAUUCGCUCCAAAACCCUUCCUCCGGCCUGGUCUCCGUCUCAACCGAUCCAUCGACAGAAGAAAUGAGACCUACUGAAUUCGAGGGGAAACUGCAGAGCACCAUUGCAGAGAUGGAAAGGCUCGUGCUGAGGAACCUGAAGAUGUCGCCGGGACCGCAUGCGAAGAUGAAGAAGCCCACACGCACUCUCCUGUCGAUGCGGUGA
Messenger RNA from Musa acuminata AAA Group (dessert banana), 579 nucleotides. Its product is annotated as protein POLYCHOME-like. The record is from RefSeq and is a predicted model, not a curated record. Lineage: Eukaryota; Viridiplantae; Streptophyta; Magnoliopsida; Zingiberales; Musaceae. Gene Ontology annotation, biological process: regulation of nuclear division; negative regulation of ubiquitin protein ligase activity. The transcript has 2 exons. The coding region runs from base 1 to 579 and encodes 192 amino acids. Gene Ontology annotation, cellular component: nucleus.